GGCGUGCUCUGCUGAUUCAUUUUCAUCACUGUCAACAUGGUGAUCAAAGUCUUUGUAGCCACAUCUUCGGGGUCUACAGCGAUCAAAAAGAAACAGCAAGAAGUAGUUGGGUUUUUAGAGGCCAAUAAGAUUGACUUUCAGCAAAUGGACAUAGCAGGUGAUGAAGACAACAGGAAAUGGAUGAGAGACAAUGUACCGGGUGAAAAAAAGCCUCAAAAUGGAAUUCCCCUCCCUCCACAGAUCUUCAACGAGGAGCGGUACUGUGGGGAUUUUGAAUCCUUUUUCUCUGCUAAAGAAGAGAAUAUUAUUUAUUCAUUCCUGGGUCUUGCUCCUCCUCCAGGCACAAAGGAGACUGAAAAGUCUGAUGCCACGGACGAAACUGAGGCACACACAGAAGACAAAGCUGAUGAAGGUGCUCAUGAAGAGGCUCAGUCUGCUCAGUCACCAUCAGAAGAUCAACAGGAAAGCAAGGAAGAACAUGCAGCAACAGAGGAAGAAGAAGAAAAGCAGGAAGAGGGAGAGGAAAAGGAAGAGGUGGAGGGCAAGAAGAGUCUUAGUACACUUCCCUAUGACACAUUCUUUCUUGAACAGGUUUUGAGGAAGCACAAGCUGGAGCAGCCCCGCCAAAGAAAAUAAACUCACUCUCUCAAGCAAACCAUCACUACCCUUCAUGCCUGUAGACUUACGAACAUAUAAAUACAUAAAAGAACAAAGA
Messenger RNA from Gymnogyps californianus (California condor), 715 nucleotides. It is a transcript of the gene SH3BGR, whose product is annotated as SH3 domain binding glutamate rich protein. NCBI's taxonomy places the organism in Eukaryota, Metazoa, Chordata, Aves, Accipitriformes, Cathartidae. The record is from RefSeq and is a predicted model, not a curated record. The transcript has 7 exons. The coding region runs from base 37 to 636 and encodes 199 amino acids. Gene Ontology annotation, cellular component: cytoplasm.